AUGUCGAAGCCACCUUCCAGAGUUGUUUUUGUGGGCAACAUCCCCUACGGGUUGUCCGAGGAGCAGAUCAGUGAUAUCUUCAGUAGCGCUGGCAAGGUGCUCAACUUCCGCCUAGUCUACGACCGCGAGACUGGCCGACCCAAGGGCUUCGGCUUCGCAGAGUACCCGGACAAUGACUCGGCUGCGUCUGCGGUCCGUAACCUGAACGACUAUGAGAUUAUGGGAAGGAAAUUGAGAGUCGACUUCUCCAAUGAGGGAGGCAGUGACGACAACAACGAUGCUCAUGGCCAUGGCCGAGAUGGCGGUAACGCCUCACACCCGUCAAACGGCUACAACCCAGCAGCCCCCCCAGCACCAUCAGGCAACCUUCCCCCUCUGCCGGCCGGCAAGGAGCUCCCGCCCAACGUCACAGCAACGGACGCCAUCUCCCGCACACUCAACACUCUCCCUCCGUCUCAGCUUUUGGACAUCCUCACCCAAAUGAAGGCCUUGGCCUCUAGCGAUCCUGCUCGCGCGACGGAACUCCUCCAGCAAGCUCCUCAGCUGGCCUACGCCGUCUUCCAGGCUCUCCUCCUCAUGGGUCUCGUAUCUCCGGAGGCAAUCCACUCCGUUCUUGAGCCCGGUGGUGCGCCCGCUGCGCCCCCGGCUCAGGCCGCGCCGAUGGGCUACCCACCUCAGCCCGCCCCCGGCUUCCCUCCGGUUCCGGUGCCGGGCGCCAACAACACGCCUCCGGUUGCCGGUACGCCGUACGCGCCGCCCCCGCAGCAGGCAGCUUAUGGUGCUCCGCCUCCGCCGCCGGCCGCUGCGGCGGCAUUGGGUCAGGAUCCUGAGGCGUUGAUGCGACAGGUCCUGGAGCUGCCAAUGGAGACAAUCAACAUGUUGCCCGAAGCAGAGAGACAGCAGAUUUUGGCUCUGCGGGCACAGUUCGGUGGGCAGAGACGAUGA
Colletotrichum chrysophilum is the source of this 945-nucleotide messenger RNA. RefSeq lists its product as uncharacterized. The transcript has 4 exons. Bases 1 to 945 code for a protein of 314 amino acids. The record is from RefSeq and is a predicted model, not a curated record. Gene Ontology annotation, cellular component: mRNA cleavage and polyadenylation specificity factor complex. Gene Ontology annotation, molecular function: mRNA binding. Gene Ontology annotation, biological process: mRNA 3'-end processing. Lineage: Eukaryota; Fungi; Ascomycota; Sordariomycetes; Glomerellales; Glomerellaceae.